Molecule: messenger RNA, 630 nt
Organism: Cucurbita pepo subsp. pepo (vegetable marrow)
Lineage: Eukaryota; Viridiplantae; Streptophyta; Magnoliopsida; Cucurbitales; Cucurbitaceae
Product: agamous-like MADS-box protein AGL80
Biological process (GO): positive regulation of transcription by RNA polymerase II
Molecular function (GO): DNA-binding transcription factor activity, RNA polymerase II-specific; protein dimerization activity; cis-regulatory region sequence-specific DNA binding
Source: RefSeq, a predicted model, not a curated record
AUGGCAAGGAAGAAGGUGAAGUUGGCUUACAUUGUGAACGACUCCGCAAGAAAGGCCACCUACAAGAAGAGGAAGAAAGGUCUUUUGAAGAAGUUGAGUGAAUUAACCACUCUUUGUGGGAUCCAAGCUUGCGCAAUCGUGUUCAGCCCGUACGAUUCUCCGCCCGAGCUUUGGCCCUCCGUCCUCGGCGUCCAACGCGUUCUCUCUCAGUUCAAGAACAUGCCCGAAAUGGAGCAGAGCAAGAAGAUGGUGAACCAAGACACGUUUCUGCGCCAACGGAUCGCGAAAGCGGAGGAGCAGCUGAAGAAGAUAAGGAAAGAAAAUCGCGAGAAGGAGGUGACACGGUUGAUGUUCCAGAUCCUGACUGGACCAGAAUGGUUGCAAGGUCUCACCAUGGGGGACUUGAACGACAUUAGUUGGGUCAUUGACGAGACGCUGAAGGGCAUCAGCAAACGCAUUGACUCGUUCAAAAGGCUGGUGCCGCCGCCGCCCCAGACGGGGGCGUGGGUGAUGGAGGUGGUGAGCCCUGAGGAUGGGAUGGAGUUUGUAGGGGAUGAUAUGGGUUUGAGUUUCGAAGAUCAUAGUUAUAAUAGUGAGAAUGUGAUAUGGUCCAAUGCCUUUUUCUCUUAG